Metarhizium robertsii ARSEF 23 is the source of this 792-nucleotide messenger RNA. RefSeq lists its product as uncharacterized. The coding region runs from base 1 to 792 and encodes 263 amino acids. The transcript has a single exon. NCBI's taxonomy places the organism in Eukaryota, Fungi, Ascomycota, Sordariomycetes, Hypocreales, Clavicipitaceae. The record is from RefSeq and is a predicted model, not a curated record.
AUGGACGGAAACAACUCGGUCUUGUCUGUCGAGGAGCAAUUUCCAACAGACCCUUAUGAAAAUUCGACCGAGGCGGAUUGGGAGGGGCCCAUCGCAGACACCGGGACCGGGAGGCUGCCGCCUGUUGAGCUUAUAUAUGGCAAUCCCGACCAUCCUCGACCCGAAGCUGGCCAUGAGCCGAAGUCUAGCUCUCAGCGGAAAUCACAGGCCGCCGAGGAGGGACGCCGGAAUGGACAGAACUGCACAUUCAAUUGCUUCAAGAGACUGGCCAGCCAUCUCGGCGAUUUAAACACCAUGGAACGGCAACCGAACAUGAUCUGCCUGGAUGUUACACUCUCCCAUGCUGACAUGGUCAUAGGCUGCGCUCACAAGGUGUUUGGGUGCUACUCCUGCCGGCUGGAUACCAAGGUGCUGCUGAUGCUCAUGACUGCGCUGCAGACAGUGCUAAACUGGGUACGGGUCGAAUACACAAGUAGUCAGCAGGGAGACGCUCCGUGUAAUCUGCCAGAAAUACUUUUUGGCAGCUGGAAAGUGCCCAGCGAGGACGGCCAUCACAUUAAACGUUUAUUGACUCGGAGAAUCCUUGCCACUUGUGAGUCUGCCAUAAAAGUCCUGCGGUUUCGGCUGGACGAAAUAGCGCUUGAUACAAGCAGAGGGAACCUGACAUACCAACUUCUGGAUGUUGAGUCGCUCCAGAAUACGUUGCAACGGUUGGCUUCAUCAUUAAAACAGCUCAUGGAGGUUAUCAAGGAGCCGUCGCAUGAGCGCGAUGUAAAUGCCAUGACAGCAUAA